Molecule: messenger RNA, 881 nt
Organism: Schistosoma turkestanicum
Lineage: Eukaryota; Metazoa; Platyhelminthes; Trematoda; Strigeidida; Schistosomatidae
Source: the annotation of a GenBank genome assembly
UUCUAUAGGUAUUGACGUUUGAUACUAUACUAACAAGAGACUGUGAAGUAAACGCUGAUAAUGAAUGGUCCAAUUCAGUUUAACAUGGAUUUAUCGACCUCAUUCAAUCGAAAUAUUUCAACCAUGACUUCUAAUGCAUCCGCUUUUAUGCUGCAAAUUGAAAAGGAGAACAAAAGUUGCGAUUUUACAUCGUGCUUAUUGAAAUAUGAUUGUUGGAAAUAUGGGGUUCAUUUGUCUAUUCUCAUAUUAUUAUUGAUAGCACUACUGUUCACAGUGAUCAUUAUUCUGAACAAAGUUUUUCACUCUGCAUCUCCGUGGAACAAUAUUUUUAUUUUUUUAACGAUGAUCAUUUGGAUAAUCGGUGUUGGGUUACUGUAUCGAUAUGGUGAUUGGUAUGAACCCAUUACUGCUGCUUCUAUGUCAUCCGUGUUGGCGAUCUUUGCUAUGUUAUUCGGAAUAAAACUGCAAGAUUCUGCCCGAAAAUGGAGGAUACUGUUAUUUUUUUCUUGUUGUUUAUUUUUGGCGGCUGGAAUCGCCUUCUUUGCACUAGCCAUAAAAUACAGGUUUCAAAACAAGAUUCAAUUCGCAAUUUUGUCGUUUAUCUGUUUUUGUGCUGCAAUGUUCAUUGUGAUUACACUGACCAUUUAUUACUUGUUGAAAUACGGAAACGCAGAAGAAUACUCCAUAUUGUAUAUAGCUUUGGUGUCUUCUUUCGAGGUAAUGAUACUGUCGAUUAUUUCACAAUUCCAUGUCAAUUAUUUCUUUCAUUGUGUAAAAGAAAUAUCACAGUGAACAAUGAAACCAAUAUCUAUGAUGCCUACUUCUUCUUUGUUUAUAAAAAACCUCAAUAAAUUAUUUUGUGUUCUGUUAUGUUGAUCAGC